AUGCAAACUGUGCUCUCUAUAGCUAUUGAUUUUUUAGAUAAGCAUGCAAAACCGAAACAUAUUGAUGCUUCCCGUAAAAUGAAUUUGUUGUAUACAAAGCCAAAACAUAAAUUAUUGUUGCAUCACUCCGGCCCUUCUACAUCGUCGUCGCCACCAUCGUCAUCAUUAUCUUCUCCGUUAUCACUAUGUACAGUAUAUUCUCAAUCUGAUUUUUCUAACAUCCGUAAUAUGAAUACAGAUACAAAAUUUAAGAUUACAGAUGUACUUACGCCAUUUUCACAAAGAUUAUUAUGUCAACCAUCCAGAUAUUUUCCACAAAAACAUAACAUUCUUCAAUGCAACGUAAUGCUGUUACAAUGGCUAAAUCAGUAUUUGAAUUGUAGUUCUAAAACAUGUAUACUGAAAUUAUGUUUUGCUCUAGAAAAUCUCCUUGGUGAAGGUAAUUAUGGAAUUGUUUAUAAAGGGAAAUUAUUCAUUAAUACUGACGACUACGAAAGCAAUUCUAACGAUAUUCAGAUUGCUAUCAAAACGUUGAAAGAAGAAGAAGAAGAAGAAGUAUCAAUACUUUGACCAAAAGAAAAAUACUAGUAAGAAUAUCUUCAAUCACAUCCGAUCAAAACCAAAUAAGUUUUAUUAUAUAUAUCAAAUUCUGUAAAAGAAAAAGAAAGUUUGAAAGAUUUUAAACAUAAAGUUUUGCUCAGUUGUUAAGCUUUUCAAAGUACUGUCUCUUUUCAAUAUUCAUUAAUGACGAAAUGAUCAUGACACGGAACUUGGAAGAAAUACAACAUUCAUUUAUCUACUUGGAUAUAACUUAGAAACGUACAAACUUCUCGUUUAUGUCAAUUUUUUUUUCAAAUCAUAUAUGGUGCUAUGAACCUUGAAGUAUAAUUACUCAAUGAAUAAUUUAUUUAUGUAAUUAAUAAUACUAUAUAUCAUAUUACAUAACUCAUCAAAUCAUC
Messenger RNA from Schistosoma spindalis, 959 nucleotides. NCBI's taxonomy places the organism in Eukaryota, Metazoa, Platyhelminthes, Trematoda, Strigeidida, Schistosomatidae. The record is from the annotation of a GenBank genome assembly.